Molecule: messenger RNA, 969 nt
Organism: Striga asiatica
Lineage: Eukaryota; Viridiplantae; Streptophyta; Magnoliopsida; Lamiales; Orobanchaceae
Source: the annotation of a GenBank genome assembly
CUACAAAACCUAAACCACCACACUCAUUUCUAUCUUCCAUUUUCAAGAUCUAUUACUAAUCAUUAGCAAAAUCAAGAAAACAAGUCAAUUUCCUAGCUCAUUAGCCUCCCCUCAUCACGAAACCGGCGAGCUUCACGUUUUCCGGCCAAACUGUCCGUUUUCCGGCAAGAACUCCGGCCGCCGGCGAGCCUUAGGCCAGCCCAGCUCAACCCCGUCGCGCACAGGCCCGGUCGCAGCUCCCAGGCCCGUCCAGCUCGCCUCUGCUCGCGCCCAGGCCCGUCCAGCCUCUGUCCGCGCCGCUCCAGGCCCAGCCGCGCGUCCCAGCAGCAGAUCCACGGCCCGAACAGCCCCAACAGCCCGCAAGCCUCAUUUUCAGCAAGUCUUUCUCGUUUCGAUUUUUAUUUUUAGUCCAUAUCUAAGCGUACCUGUCUGAGUACAGAUGGCAAAGUCAUUGCAAUUGUUGGCGAUAAUCCUGAUGAGAUACAAUUGCACAUGUCCCGCUUUCUUGAUAGUCUAUAUCAUGCCUGGAAGAGUCUAGAUCUAUUUGUGGAUAUUGGAAGGCUUAACAUGCGUGCCAGAUAUUAUAAGGAAAUAGCUGAGUUGUAUGAGCAAGAACAAAACUUGGAACAAGCUAUUGUUUACUAUGAUAAAGCUGCUGAUCUUUUCCAAAGUGAAGACAUGACGACUUCUGCGUAUCAGUGCAAGCAGAAAGUUGCGCAGUAUGCAGCUCAGUUGGAACAGGAAAAGUCAAAGCACCUUCUCAAUGCUGGAAUUUGCCAGCUGUGCAAGAAUGAUAUCGUUGCUAUCAACAAUGCAUUAGGCCAAUAUCAGGACCUCGAUCCAACAUUUUCCGGAACACUCAAGGAUUUUGAUAGCAUGACCCAGCCGGAUGCUUGGAAGACAACAUUACUAUUGAGAGUGAAGGAAGCCUUGAAGGCCAAAGAGCUUCAGGAAGAUGAUCUUACUUAA